AUGGCUGAAAUUAAAUCUAUUUUACACGAACUGUAUGUGUUUUCGGAAUGGAAGCCCGAGCCAGAAUAUUUACAAAAGUCUGACAGCAUAUUACCGGAAAAUAUAUCGGCGGUUUGGCGUUGGUUUAAAUUUUUUGGCCCCAAAAAAAGUUUAAUUGACAGCGUAAGCACACAUAAAGAAAAGCAACAGAAAUGGCACAUUGCUCUGGGUGAUGAGGGGAAAGUGUUAGCUGUGCUCACUGAUAAUAUUUUAGAAAUAAGAACAAAACGUUCAGAGUAUGCUACAAUAGCAGCUAGAACCACAGUUAGCCGGGAUCCAUAUGCGCAAUGGCGUAAGCUGGUAUGGAGUCCAGACUGUUCGUUUUUGGUACUGGCAUAUGGUAAUGGUGUGGUCAGCUUCUUUGACCUGACUGCUUCAAACCUUUUCAAUAUUCCAGCAGAUUGUUCAAGACCUGGAGGUUUGGAAUGCACGGAUAACACACAUGCAAAAUAUUUAAAACUGCUUCAUAGAUAUAGAAAUAAGCGGGUUUUGAACGACGACCCAUUCUAUAAGCUGUCUGUGGUGUCCGACCAGUUGGAGGCGCGAUUAGCCAACGAGAAGUUUCAGCUCUACAUACCGUACAUUACCACCAGAACAUUGAACUUCGUGGUGCGAAUGGAGGUGUCCGCCGACGGCGCUAAGCUCGUCUGCGUGCAUUGCAACGGGGACGUGUCGCUGUGGCGGCUGCCUCUGCUGCGGCUGGAGAGGCGCUGGCCGCUCCAGCGCCAGCCCCACCACCGCCUGGAGAGCCCGCUGCGGCCCCAGGCGGCGAACAACAACCCCACCCACCACUACCACCCGGCCGACGUCAACUGGUGGAGCGAGGAGGAGAUAAUCUUGGCGCGAUUCAGCGGCGCCGUGAGCGUGUGCGAUCUAGAAGAGCUGAACAAUAUCCUCGGAAAAGGGCCCGAGUUCUUCCAAGGCACACCUCAGGUGACACGCGCACACGAGGGGGCCUUUAUGGUCUUGGAGUGCGAGUCCAACAUACUGCCAGCCAAGAAGUCUCGAAGCGAUGAAAGUAUGGAAGUGGUGAAAGUGGAGGAGGCAGCAGAUGACUCGACGCUGGAACUGACCAAGGAGCUGCUGAAGACGGUGCUGUACGCCAUCACGGACAUGGAGACCUUCCAGCCGAAGCCCAAGAAGAUCACCGUCGUGUCGCGGAUAUACCGGCUCUUGGGCGUCAAGAGCACCACCCCCGACGAGCUCUUCUCCAGGAAGAUCGAGAGCGGGCACUAUGCGGAGGCCCUAGCCCUGGCCGACAGAUUCGGCCUAGACAGCGACCUUGUUUACCAGCAGCAAUGGAGGAAGAACCCCGUCUCCACGCACGCCAUCCACAACUACCUGAGUAAAGUUUCGAAGAAGAUUUGGGCGGUGCACCAGUGCGUGGACCGCCUGCCCGAGACUCUGUCGGCCGCCAAGGAGCUGUUGCAGUUCGGACUGCAACUCACAAACGAGAGGAUUCUCGAUGAAAUCAACAAGGACCGUGAUGAAGAUGAGCAUAAGGAUCCAAACGACAUCACUCUGGAGGAUUUGAACGCGUACACCAGCGAGCUGCUGCGAUGCCGGCACGUCAUGCUGUACUAUAGGGAGAGGCUCAGUCUCUAUGAAUCGAUCCUGUCGAGCGAGAAGUGUGCGUACAACAAGGAGGAGUACGCGCGGCUGCGCAGCGGCAGCGUGGUGCGCAGCGCCGUGGAGCUGGCCAAGGAGGGGCGCGUGGAGGCGCUCACGUGCCUCUGGCCGCUGCUGCGCGGGCCGAGGCCGCGGCUGGCCGUGCUGGACUGGCUGCCGGAGACGCUCAACCCCGUGCUCUUCCAGCACCUGCUGCCCUCGCCGCGCCCGCUGCACACCUUCGCCGAGUGCACGCCCGUGCACUUCCCCACGCCGCACUACACGCACGACUGGUGCAGGAAGCGCACAUUCAGAUCGAUCUGGAGCUCGGACUGGUCGGAGGAGGGCGAGUGGGAGGGCGGCGCGGAGGGUGCGCUGGGUGCGGCGGAGGGCGAGGAGAGCGAGGGGAGGGAGGAGAGCGAGACGGGGGCGGACGAGGAGGGGGAGGAGGAGGAGGACGCGUUCGGGGCGUGGUGCGAGCGGCGCGCCAGGCAGGUGGUGAAGCGCACCGGCCUGGCGUCGCACGCGCUGGCGCUGGUGUCGCUGGCGGCGCUGGGCGGCGGCGUGCAGGGCCUCGACCACCUCAUCUUCCACCUGCUCACGCUCACCACGCUGCUCUACGACCUCAACGUGGAGGAGUACACGCUGCGCGACGUCGAGGCCAUGUCCACGCUCGACACCUGCACCGCGCUCAUGAAAGUGUCGACGCCGGAGAGUUUCGUGGCCGACCUCAAGGAGUUCGUGGUGCCCUACCUGAAGCGGUACGAGAGGCUGAUGAACCGCCCCGAAGCCUGUCUCUACGGCCUCAUGGACUUCCUGGAGAGCAAAAGCGUCACGGACCUCUCCCAUAUAUUGCUGGUGUUGCAAUCCCCGACGGAGUUCGAGCUGGACAUCCGCACCCACCUGGAGCUGGCUGAGCGGUGCCUCUUCGCGCACAACAGCACCGACCAGCUGGACAUGGCCUGCGAUUUGCUCAACACUAUACUCAAGGAGAGCGACGGCAGCAUCUCGACGGGCGAGCUGGUGCGGCGCGUGGCGGCGCUGGAGCGGCUGGUGGGCGGCGCGUCGCGGCUGGCGUGGCGCGGGCUGCGCGUGCCGCUGCGCGAGCUGCGCGACCUGCGCGCCGACGCGGACGCCGCGAGGCGCCUGCUCGCCCGCCUCGCGCGCGACCUCGCCAAGGGUGAGAAAAAGCCGACACCACAGGACUGGGAGAAUCUUCUGAAAGACAUGCUGGAGCUCCAGAGCACUCUAUUCGAUUGCGUUACUAAGGAGAAGUGUUACGAGAUCUACGCGGCGGCGCUGCUGGCGUCCGGCGACGUCGGCGCCAUCCGGCUCGCGGGCGGCGUGCUGAGCGUGUCGGCCGCGCAGCGCCGGCCGCCGCCCGCGCUGCCCUACGAGCGCUCGCUGCAGCUGGUGCUGGCCGCCUCGGCCGAGUACUUCAACUCGGCCUCCUCCAUCGCCGACCCCGCCCUGGACCUCGCCAGAUGCUGUCUCAUCUUGAUAGAGGACGAACAUGAGGACAUUCGGAGAGAGUUGGACUUCAAUGAUGCCCUGAAAAUACUCACCACAUUCAAUUUGAAAAUUCUUCCAAUUCAAUUUCGGCUCUGCGGGAACAAGAUGAGCCUGAUCGAGGAGUGUUUGAAAUUAAACCAGAACGCCUAUCUUGCCAGUCAUAAGCUACUGAAACUAGCUAAACUGCUGAGGAUCGCGGGAGACGACGAGCAGACACGCGAGGGCAUGGUGCUGCAGCGCGUGUGCGAGGAGGCGCUGGACGCGGGCCCGCGCGGCGCGGCGGCCGCUGUGGGCGCGGCGCGCCGGCUGGCGGCGCUGCGGCACGCGCCCGCCGCGCCGCUGCUCGCCGCAGUCGCGCGCCACCCGCCGGCGCGCGCGCACGCCGACCGGCACGCGCGGCGCGCGCUGCUCGCCGCCUCCGCCGCGCACUGCCACGCCGCUCAGCUCGACGGCGUGCUGCGCGCCAGGCUAGCGCUGGAGAUCGAGGACAUGGAGCAGUUGAGCACGUUGGUGAAGACACAACGGCACCUGGUGGCUUCGCGGUACCCUUCCGUCGAGGAAGAGUUCUCCGACGCCAUUACCACCCCAGUCAUCGAGAAUAAGGACCUCGUGGUACCAACUCAAAAAGUUCCAAUAUUCAAUUACCUGAUUGAAACAUUCCAGAGCAAUUUCCAUUUCGAUGAGUCGGCCGUGCGGGCGCCGGACGAGGGGGCCGAUGCGGGUGAGGGGGAGGCGCGGGCGGCGGUGCGCUGCCCGGAGUUCUACCGCAGCCUGUACCCGCAGCACGGCGCGUGGGGCCACGGCUACGACCGCUUCUCGGCGAGCGGUGCGCCGCGCGGCGUGGCGGGCGCGCUGCUCUCCUGGUACUGCGUGCAGGCGAGCUUGGACGACGCGCACGCCUCGGCCGCCGCUCCCCUCGAGGCGCUCGGUACUUACGCACCCACAUUAAGACUUGUCUGCUCCCUAACCGAGCAAAGCACUGAUUGCGCUAGAUAUAUAAAAAGCAUUUUUAAACUUACGCCCCUUCGUUCG
Iphiclides podalirius (scarce swallowtail) is the source of this 4191-nucleotide messenger RNA. The record is from the annotation of a GenBank genome assembly. Lineage: Eukaryota; Metazoa; Arthropoda; Insecta; Lepidoptera; Papilionidae.